Messenger RNA from Cajanus cajan (pigeon pea), 1662 nucleotides. Its product is annotated as rop guanine nucleotide exchange factor 12. Gene Ontology annotation, molecular function: guanyl-nucleotide exchange factor activity. Lineage: Eukaryota; Viridiplantae; Streptophyta; Magnoliopsida; Fabales; Fabaceae. The record is from RefSeq and is a predicted model, not a curated record.
AUUUUCCCUUAGCUAACAUAUACAUUCAUUAAAGAAAAAGGGAGGGAAAAUGGUUAAAGCAAUGGAACAAGAACAGGAGAGUUACAGGUCCAAACUAUUCAAUUUUAAAGGAAUAUUUGAGAAUGCAGGGAGGCACACAAAAAGUUUGAGUGUUGAGAGUGCCACCACAUUGGAUCCUUCUCCUACCGAGGAAGAAGAUCCAGUGUCAUCAAGAAGUGUAGGAUCAAAGCCUCUAAAUGAUCUUGAUAAGGCUCCUAAGCCAAAGGUAACCAAGGAGGAAAUUGCAGCCAAAGAAGUCAAAGAUAAGAUAAAUCAAGAAAUGGAACAGAUGAAGGAGAGAUUUGCUAAACUUUUAUUGGGGGAGGACAUGUCUGGUGGAGGAAAGGGUGUUUCUUCAGCUUUGGCAUUGUCAAAUGCAUUCACAAAUCUUGCAGCUGCUGUUUUUGGUGAACAAAAGCGCCUAGAGCCAAUGCCACCAGAAAGGAAAGCAAGAUGGAGAAAAGAAAUCGAUUGGCUUCUAUCAGUCACCGAUUACAUUGUUGAAAUGGUUCCUGUGCAACAAAAGAACAAGGAUGGCUCAACAAUGGAGGUUAUGACAACAAGACAACGAACCGAUCUCCACAUGAAUAUCCCAGCCUUAAGAAAGCUUGACACAAUGCUUAUUGAUUGUCUAGAUAACUUCAAAGACCAAAAUGAGUUCUAUUAUGUAUCGAGAGAUCAAGAUGAUUCAGAUAGUUCAAAUAGGAAAAAUGAAGACAAAUGGUGGUUGCCUACACCUAAGGUUCCCGUUGAUGGUUUAUCUGACGGAGCAAGAAGGUUUGUUCAGUAUCAGAAAGAUUGUGUGAACCAAGUGCUUAAAGCAGCUAUGGCCAUAAAUGCUCAAACUCUAUCAGAAAUGGAGAUACCAGAAAGCUAUAUUGAAUCCCUGCCCAAGAAUGGAAGAUCAAGUCUAGGGGACUUGAUCUACAGGAGCAUUACAGAUGAAUUUUUCGAUCCUGAUCAGCUCCUAGCAGCGAUGGACAUGUCAUCAGAACACAAAAUCGUAGAUCUCAAGGACAGAAUUGAGGCAUCGAUUGUGAUUUGGAGGCGGAAGAUGAACCAAAAAGAUUGCAAAUCAUCUUGGGGUUCUGCUGUGAGUAUGGAGAAAAGAGAACUCUUUGAAGAGAGGGCAGAAACCAUUCUACUUCUCCUAAAGCAUCGUUUUCCAGGAAUCCCCCAAUCUGCAUUGGAUAUAAGCAAAAUCCAAUUCAACCGGGAUGUGGGGCAAGCUGUUCUUGAAAGUUAUUCAAGAAUAUUGGAAAGUUUGGCCUUCACAGUGCUGUCAAGAAUAGAUGAUGUACUCCAUGCAGAUUCCGUCGCUCAAAAUCCACAAGGAAGAAGGAGCGUCUCGAGAAACUCAAUUCCCAAGCCAGAUAAGUCUCCAACUCCUAAAGAAGAGUCAGAAAAAGUUGGCGCAGAAACAAUGACACUAUCAGAUUUCAUGGGAUGGAGCAAUGAUCCAGGUGACUCAGACAAGAAAGACUCAGAUGACUCAUACAAAGACAUUGAUAAUGCAAAGCCUCAAAAACUUCCAAACGUAGUGACCGACAAGAAGACGUCCUACCUUGAGACAUUGGGGGGUAUGAGAAGUCCAACAUCACGCCAUUAGGCCAAAGGUUGAAA